Dufourea novaeangliae is the source of this 2870-nucleotide messenger RNA. RefSeq lists its product as uncharacterized. The record is from RefSeq and is a predicted model, not a curated record. Bases 1 to 2868 code for a protein of 955 amino acids. Lineage: Eukaryota; Metazoa; Arthropoda; Insecta; Hymenoptera; Halictidae. The transcript is spliced from 3 exons.
AUGGCACUACAAGCUCCUACAACUAAAAAUACGUUUGACGAUUGUGCAACAGCUAUGAAAGUGAAUGACGAUAAAAAUAGAGAAGAUUAUAGUGUUUGUGGUACAGAAAUGGAACAAAAAUGUUCCCUUCCAUGGAGUCCUUUGGAAAGGAACAAGUUCUCAUCAAAACAAAGAUACGUAUCCUGCAGUCGAUCGGUACCACGUAGAAAUAAACGUUUUGUUCGAUGCGAUUUAAGUCGGUCGUUAAAUUUCGAUGCAAACGUUUUCGACUCUAACUCGGAGAAUAGUUCUUUCGAAGAGAACAAACAUCUCUCCAGAUCUGCUAAAAUAAUGAGGGCUUUAUCUUUUAAUAGUAGCCCGUCGUAUUACGGAAAAACGAAAAUAAAGAAAUCGUUGAAUUUUAAUUUAACUCCUAGCCCAAAGAGAUUUCCACCUGUAAAGAAAAAUAUACGAAAAGCUUUGAGUUUGAACUUCAGUUCACCGUUGUCUGUUUCGAACAAACUAUUAGACUUUGACAAAGAUCCGAGCGAUUCCGCGAAUAGUAGUUUCAUAUUUGGCUCGUCGGAAUCAAUCGACGAAAAUCAAAAUGAAACGCCGUUACGACAACGUGCGAAAGAACGCGAAACAUUGCACUAUUCCACGCCGAAUACAAAUAUUAAUAGAAAGUCGAUGGGUUUGGCCAGUUUUACACCAUUGCUGCAUAAUCGGUUGAAAAAAACUACCGAUAAUAUUGUUUACAUUACUGCAACACCCAAUUCGCAGUCAUUGAAAUAUAUUACUGGAAGUUCGAAAUACUUUGAUAAUUCUACAACGAAUACAUCGAGAAAUUUAUUUCAUGAAUUUCAUGAGGAAGACGAUGAUAGACCUCAAACGCCUGAAAAUUUAAUUCGGAUAAUUCCGGAAAGCAUGAGCGCUAUCAAGAGAAGUCAUAAAAAGGAAAGAUCAUCGAAACGAAGCGGUCAUUGUACGACGCAACUAGCAAACAGUUUUUCAGACGACAAGGAUGUAACUGAAAAUAUAACGGACUUCGUAUUAACUCGACACACAGAACGUACAGAUUCUGACAGAGAAUCACAUUCGAGACACGUACAAUCAUGCAAUUCACAAGAUGAUAUGUCAGAUACUGGUUCGCUGUUCGACUACGCGGAGGAAUUAAAAUCCGAGGAAGCAUCGAAUCCUAUAGAAACUGGGGACAGUGUUUUGUCUGAGCUUUACGAAUGCGAUAUCAGAGUGCGAUCAGAAGAAAAUAUCGUAAAUGUAUCUGAAACCACAGAUCAAAAUGAAAUUAUGGCAGUAAAUGAUAGCAUUAAUGCGGGUACAUCAUCCGCUCAGUCUAUUUACGUAAAAGCUGACGACAGACCGGCGACCCCAGAAUUAACCACUGAAACUUCAUCAGAGUCUCAAAAACCGAGUACACCGGAGAAUCGUAUACAUCUUUUGCGAAGAAUAGCCGAAGAUUCUAUAAAAAAGUCACAUAAAAAGAAUAAAGAGGUAAAUAAGUGUAAAUUUUUUAGUCCAAUAGUUCUGCGAGGUAAGAUUGAAGCAGCUGAAGAGAGAAACAACAAGGAUGAGGAAAGUUUCGAGCAAAAUGAACACGUCGAAAAGAAUGAGGUACUUGUAAAAGUGAUUCACCCUGAUGAAUUGAAUUCGGAACGAGCAUCUACUCCUGAGAAGAUAAAUUCGAGCAGGCUGUUACUAUCGCAGUUUAGUUCCGUGAAGAAGUCUCACAAAAAGGGUAAGCAUAACAAAAUAUUAUCUGGAUUUCUGAAACGGCAAGAAUACUUUAACAAAGACAUGGACUUGGUGGGACACGAUAAAAAUUCAGAAUCCUGUGUUGAUGUUGGACCUAAAUCUGAACGCUCAGAGAGUAUGAAGGGUCUCUCUUAUUCGAAUCUGGAUGCGACGGUGAACCUUAGCGAUUCCAGUUAUUCGGCGAACGUGUCUUCGGAUAAACUAUCUCCCAGCAAAAGAAAAAUCCCAUUGGACGUGUCUCGAGAAUACAAUACGAGUGUAUCAUGCGAGUCUGAAUUACAAGAACUCGAUACGUCUCAGGAAGAAUUCAAAAUUUUCACUCCCCUUAAAAGAAAGCGAUCAUUAAUCUCUUCGACCACCAAAGAUUGUUUACGUUUUUAUAAUUUACCUUCUGGAAAAGAUGAGAAUACAAAGGAAGACAUCGCGGCAAACAUUAGUACGUCGAGAUGUUUAACGCCGAUUCUAAAUUUCGAGGAACAUUGUGCGCAGUCGAGUGCGAAUCACUUGGCGAUUGUAACACCCUAUAAUAACGUAACUACCGAGGAGUCUGACAUACAGGAAUGUGAUUCAAACGAUAGAACUGGUAGAUCAACUCCGAAAAACAUGUCAACGGUGGAAUUAUAUUUGAAUCUAGACUCGAUUAAGAAAUCCCACAAAAAGACUAAACGCGGAAAUAUUUCGCGGAAAGGUUUCAACCUGGUAGGGGACGACAGUUUCGGGGAAAGAUGCGGGCAGACUUCAUCGGCUGAGAUUGGAAACAAGACGCAUGAGACAUUCGAUCUGUCGGAGUACGAUGGAAAGAAUUUGGGCAUCGAUACAUCGAGCGAGGACAAUGGCGACGUACAAGGAUCGAGUCGUAUUCACGUGGCUGAUCAAAAUGCGGCAAGCACGAGCGCGGAGGGUGUAUUACAGAUUGUUACGCCACCGAAUUGUUUGAAAGUGAAAAAUUAUAUCAGACUUUUACGAGAAACAUCUAUCAAACGAUCGCAUAAAAAGGUCCGGGAUAAAAAGAAACACGAGUUAACGGUCGAUUCGAGCCAAUUGUCGGACGACGGAUCUAUAUUCGGGGAUGAAGAAGAAUCAGUUGACACCAGCCGUCGAUCUGUUCAAGAAUAAGA